Molecule: messenger RNA, 1305 nt
Organism: Uloborus diversus
Lineage: Eukaryota; Metazoa; Arthropoda; Arachnida; Araneae; Uloboridae
Exons: 1
Coding region: 1-1305 (434 amino acids)
Biological process (GO): DNA integration
Molecular function (GO): nucleic acid binding
Source: RefSeq, a predicted model, not a curated record
AUGCAUUUUCGGCUUCCAGUUGUACUUCCCUCCGAACACCCGGUUGUCCUUAGUCUCAUUCGGUGGAAACAUAAAGAGUUAGGACAUUGUGGCGUACAACUGCUUAUGUCAGCGCUUCGAGAAAAGUACUGGAUUUUGAAGAGCCGGAAAACCAUUAAGAAGGCAAUCAAGUCCUGUAUUGUGUGUCGAAGAUUCAACUCUAAACCACCCGAAGUUCAGGAAAGUGUUUUACCGGAAAAUCGUGUAAAAGAUGCAUCAGUUUUCGAAAUUCUAGGAAUAGAUCUAGCAGGACCCUUGAUCCUCAAAGAUAACUCAAAAGUUUGGAUUUUGAUUUUCACCUGUGCUGUUUUUAGAGCUGUUCAUGUUGAGAUGUUGACUUCAGUGUCUACAGAUAACUUUCUUUUGGGGUUGAGGAGAUUCAUCGCGAGAAGAGGCAGACCGUCAAUUAUCUAUUCCGAUAACGGAAAGAACUUCGUUGGCGCAAAAAACCAAUUAAGCAAGAUUGAUUGGAAAAAGAUUCAAGAUGAAACUACUGCUUCUUCUAUUGCUUGGAUUUUUAUCCCCCCUUCUGCUCCCUGGUGGGGAGGAUUUUGGGAAAGGUUAGUAGGAGUUUUGAAGAGAAUUUUAAGAAAAGUUUUGGGUCAAACAUCGUUGGAUUAUGAAGAGAUGUUAACAGUCCUCUGCGACUGUGAGAGUAUCAUAAAUUCGCGACCGUUGACUUACGUUAGUGAUGACGUUCAAGAUCUUACCCCGAUUACACCUUCUAUGUUUUUGCAAGAGAUUAGAGAAAUCGGUGUUCCAGACUUAGAUGUGCUGGAUCAUCAGAAAUUAAAUAAACGUCACGCGUAUACACAGAAAAUACGAAAGGAUCUCCGUUCGAGAUUUCGAGUGGAAUAUCUCGGACAGUUGCGACAACCUGUGACUAAUAGAAAUAAUUCUCCAGUUCUAAAAGUUGGUGACUUAGUUAUCGUGUGGACAGAUAACUGUAAAAGAAUUGACUGGCCACUCGGAAGAGUUCUAGAAGUGUUCACAAGUAAGGAUGGAUGUGUGCGAGUUGCUAAAGUCAAGACAAAAACGGGUGUCUUCAUUCGUCCUGUUAAAAAGUUGUGUUCUCUGGAGUUGGGAGCGGUGUCAUCUUGUGAGCUUCAAAAGUUAAAACCCCCUCCUGUGACUGUUCUUGAGGAUUUGUGUUGCACCACCACCACCAGUUCAUCACCUAGCCUGACAGCAUUGAAGUUGAGUUCCGGAGUCCCGAGCCCUGAACUCAAGGUGGGGAGUGUGGAAAACGCCCAAGAACUGAACUGA